This is a messenger RNA of Solanum pennellii, 4001 nucleotides long. Its product is annotated as topless-related protein 1-like. Gene Ontology annotation, molecular function: protein binding. The record is from RefSeq and is a predicted model, not a curated record. The transcript is spliced from 36 exons. Bases 71 to 3850 code for a protein of 1259 amino acids. NCBI's taxonomy places the organism in Eukaryota, Viridiplantae, Streptophyta, Magnoliopsida, Solanales, Solanaceae. Gene Ontology annotation, biological process: regulation of DNA-templated transcription.
UCUUUUAUACAGCACAGCACUGCACUGCACUGCAGACAGGUUUUGAAGGAAAGAAAGAAAACAUUUGGCUAUGUCUCUUAGUAAGGACCUUAUAUUCUUGAUAUUGCAAUUCUGCAAAGAGGAGAACUUCACGAAAACUGCUCGCAUGUUAGGGCAGGAGACACAGUUAUUCUUUGACAUGGGACAUAUUGAAGCUCUCGUGCUCGGUGGCAAGUGGGAUGAAAUUGAGAACUAUCUUUCAGGUUUCACUGGUGUCACUGAAAGCAGAUAUUCUAAAAAAAUGUUUUUCGAGAUUAGGAAACAGAAGUUCCUUGAGGCACUCGACAGGCAAGAUCGUAAAACUGCUCUUGAGAUCCUUAUGAAAGAUCUUCAAGUGUUUGCCGAGACAAAUAAAGAGCUUUAUGCUGAGAUGACUCAGCUUCUUACAUUCGAUAACUUCAGAGAACAUCCUUCACUUGCUUUAUAUGGAGACACAUUAACUGCUAGGAACCGCAUAAUGAAGAUACUUAGGGUUGUCAUUGAAACAAACCCCCAGUUAAAUGGAAAACUCAACUUUCCAGAAUUAACCAAGUCAAGAUUGCGCCGUCUAAUUAAUCAAAGCUUGAACUGGCAGCAUGCUCAUUGUGCAAAUCCUCAGCAAGAACCGGAGAUCAAAACACUCUUCAUUGAUCACAAGUGUUCCAUACCUGAAGAUCAAUCGAUUAUGCAAAGGCCAGGGCCUACCCAAACCAUAUCGGCUGCAACCCCAGAUCAGUUGGUUAUGCAAAUGCCCAGGCCUAGCAAAAUCAUAUCGGCUGCAACCCCAGCUCAGUCGGAUACGCAGAUGCCAAGGCCUAGCAAUACCAUAUCGGCUGCAGCCCCUGAUAAGUCGAUUAUGCAAAUGCCAAAGCCUAGCAAAGGCAUAUCGGCUGCAACCCCAGCUCAGCCGGAUACACAGAUGCCAAGGCCUAGCAAAGCCAUAUCGGCUGCAACCCCAGCUCAGCCGGAUACACAGAUGCCAAGGCCUAGCGAUACCAUAUCGGCUGCAACCCCAGAUCAGUCGAUUAUACAAAUGCCAAAGCCUAGCGAAACCACAUCGGCUUCAAAUCCAGAUCAGUCGGUUGUGCAAAUGCCAAGGCCUAGCGAAACUACAUCGGCUUCAAAUCCAGAUCAGUCGAUUACGCAAAUGCCAAUGCCUAGCGAAACUACAUCGGCUUCAAAUCCAGAUCAGUCGUUUACGCAAUUGCCAGGGCCUAGCGAAACUACAUCGGCGUUUAAUCCAGAUCAGUCGUUUACGCAAAUGCCAAGGCCUAGCAAAACCAUAUCGGCUGCAAACCCAGAUUGUCAACAAAUACAUUAUUCUAGUUCUUCCAUUGUAACUGAUGACAUAGCUUCUGCUUCUACUUCGAAGGCUGUUCAGGAUUCUGGUAAUUUAUCUGAUGUAAACACUACAAGGAACAUGAACGAGAAAGUGUUAUCCAAAACUGCUCCUUGUCAAGACCAGGAUGCAUCGGGUAACCUCUCGGAUGACUUUCCGAAGACCGUUGAACGUGUUUUAACCAUUGGCAAUCCACCGACGGCCAGCGAUUAUCCAACAAUCAGAAGCAUUUAUCCGACGGUCAACUAUUAUCCAACCACAAUGGAUUUUCACCCUGUUCAACAGACACUUCUGAUAGUUGGAGACGGUGGUGGAAGCGUAGAGCUGUGGGAUGUUAGUUCUGGAAAAAUGUUGUUUAGAAGAACGUUAAUGAUCUGGGAAGUAGAGGUUUUUUCACCGGACUUUCUGAAAAGUAUGGGUGAAGAUCCGAGGAUCUCAGUAAAUCGAGUCCUAUGGAGUCCCGAUGGCUCUCUCUUUGGGGUUGCAUCCUCUAAGAACAUUGUUCAACUAUAUAGUUAUCAUAAUAAUGACAAUCAUGCUGAAAACCAUCUGGAGAUUGAGGCUCAUUUUGGAAGUAUAAAUGAUCUUGCAUUUUCUAAGCCAAAUAACCAACUUCUUGUCAUAACGUGCGGCGAGGACAUGUUGGUCAAGGUCUGGAAUGCUAACAAUGGUGCGAAACAAUAUACUUUUGAAGGUCAUAAAGCCCCCGUUUACUCUCUUUGCCCUCACGAGAAGGAAGAUGUUCAUUUUAUAUUUUCAACAUCAACUAAUGGUGAAAUAAAAGCAUGGGUGUAUGAAAACUCUGGACCAUGUGUUUCUUACGAGGCUCCUAGUAAAUGUUGCAUGAGAAUGCUUUACAGUGCUAAUGGUAAAAGGCUUUUUUCAUGUGGGACUAAUAAAGAUGGAGACUCCCACUUGGUGGAAUGGAAUGAAACUGAUGGUUUCAUAGUAAGGACCUACCUUGGACUUGGCAAAUGUUCUUCGGGUGUUGUGGAAUUCGAUAUCAGCAGGAAUAACUAUGUGGCUGCUGGAGAUUCCCAUGUAAUCAAAUUUUGGAAUGUUAAUGAUGCUCAACUCUUGACAGUUGUCGAUGCUGGUGGAGACCUUCCUGCAAGUCCAUAUGUUCGAUUCAACAAGAAUGGCACUUUAUUGGCUGUCUCUGUGGAUCAUAACAGUGUCAAAAUCUUGGCAAAUGAUGGUGGCCGCAUUUUGCUUCAAACUUCAUUGGAUGCCUCUACAUAUCUAUCUACAAGAGAGCUUGCAGGCAAUUCCCUAAGUGGUCCUGCUAAUAGUAGCUCGAUUGAUGGCAUUGUCCCUCCGGAAAUGACAGCAGAAAACCUGGCAAGUAUGGAGCAUCACAAGAUAUUAGGGAAUCCGAGCACCUCUAAGGUCGUCCAAAUUUCACGAUGUCAAUCUUUGAGGCUCCCCUCGGAAGUGAAGACAAAUAAGGUGUGUAGGUUAGCAUAUGCUCAGGCAGGAAAUAUGCUUGUGGCCUUAGUCACAGGUGGUAUUCAUCUAAUCUGGAAAUGGUCCGAGAGUGAUUCUAAUUUGACUGGCCAGACAACACCAAAAUGCACUCCUCAACUAUGGCAACCACGGAGUGGGGUGGUUCCGGAAAACAGUCUGCUCAGUAGUGAUGCAGGAGCAGUUUCACCUUGCAUAGCUUUGACCAAUAAUGGUUUUUAUGCACUUUCGGCAUCCGGAGGAGCGGUUUCUAUAUUUAAUAUAAACCUCUAUAAGAUUAUGAAAAGUAUCACACCUCCUACACCUGCAGCAACAUGUAUCGCUUGCCACCCGACUAACAACAAUGUGAUUGCUGUUGGGAUGGAUGAUUUGACAAUCAUUGUCUACAGUGUCCGUACGGAGGAGUUAAUAAGCAGGCUUAAUGGACACUCUAAAAGGAUUACUGGACUAGCAUUCUCUAACACAAUGAAUGUGCUUGUUUCUUCAGGAGCAGACUCUCAGAUAGUGGUGUGGAAUUCAACAAACUGGGAGAGGGAAGGAAGUACAAUGUUGCAGACAUCUGCAGACUGGUUACCAACAGAAGUAUCAGAGACAUCUGUCGAAUUUCAGCGAGAUGAGAAAUGCUUCCUUGUUGUACAUGAGACUCAAAUUGCAAUCUAUGAACCAACAAAGCUAGAAUGUGUGAAGCAGUGGAUAAUCAAAAACUUCUGUGCGCGAAUUUCACAUGCAACAUUUUCAUGUGAUAGUGAGUGGAUAUAUGCUGUUAUGAAAGAUGGGAUCGUUUUGAUACUCUCUGCUUCAGAUCUCUCUCCCAAAUAUGAGAUUGAUCCUUCUACUUUCCUCACUUCUGAUUUGAGUUGCAGUGCUCAUGUGUUCCCUGUGGUGGUUGCUGCUCAUCCUGAAAAUCCAAACCAGUUAGCUUUGGGUUUAAACGACGGUGGAGUAGUCGUUAUUGAACCUUCAGAGUCUGAUGGUAAAUGGUGUGAGCCACCCAACGCGACGACUCUUACCAAUGAGCAACCAAUAUAGCAGUAGUUAACUUCGUCCAUUUGAUGAUUUGUCAUCACUUAGAGCUGCUUCUUGCUAUUGACUAACAAUAACUAUAUUUAUUUUAUUUUCAUAAAGACCAUGCUAUAAAUGGACAACUAUUUAUGUACUCUUAUAUGUUGUUUAUGUUUCA